AUAAUCAGGUUUGGAUUAGACCAGCCCUCGUAUCCUCAAAGACCACGUUUCCUCAUGGACGAGUCACAGUCGAGCCGAACGAGCCCUGCUCGCCGUCUUUCCAUGGAUAGCACAACUACUAGUGAAUUUGAAGUUGUCUCUCGCGAACGUUCCCCUUCGGGAAGUACUGUUGAAGGAGAUGUUCAUCUUGAUAACGUGUCACUGACUGAAGCAUCUUCGCCAAAUGAAUCCAUAAAUGUUCCGACUCUGUAUUCCGAGUCUACACACGGCGAUCAAGAUUUGCCACCAUUAGGUGAAAGUAUUCAGAUGGACAUGGAAGCUAUCAAUGUUAUGUCGCUUCCUCAGCCAUCUUGGCGGAUCAACGAUGACCUGCUAUCUCUGACUACGUCCGCAUCUCAGAUGUCAGUUGCUGACAGUUCAGAAGCCCGCUUUAACGAUGACAUGAGAGAAACUGUAGGAAUGCUCGAGCAGGUAUUUCAUCAGCUGGCCGAGAUUAAAGGCCGCAAUAACUUGCUUGAGAAGACAGUGGAACAAGCAAACGAGUGGAGAAAUAGAGCGGAUAAGUUAGAGGAGCAAAAUAAAAUCCUUCAGAAGUCAUUACGAUCUUCUAAAAAUAAAGUGGAGCAGUUCACGCGUGAGGUUGAAGAGCUGAAACACAGAGAGGAGAAGUUGUCAACAAGCCUUAGAGAAGUUGAGGAUCACCAAACCCAAAAGUCCACUUCUUACUGGUACUGUCGUGCCAUUGCAGUAUGUAUCGUAGCCGUUGCUGUUAUACUUUAUAUGGAUUGCUAUGCACAGCUUUUGAAAGAGCAGCGAUCAUGCCAGCAGUUGAAAGAGAAAUUACAAUUAAUGAAUGAACUAGUCGAUAAAUUAGAGGCAGAACAUGCCGCAGAGUACAAGCGUCGUUUAGAAGAGAUUUCGAAGCAAAUGGCUGAUGAUAUGAGCGCUAGCAUCUCUGAAGCCCAUAAACAGCGUGAACUUGAGCACGAGCGGCUGCUUGAAGCAUAUCGCGAGAAAAUGAUUUUACACGAUGAUCUUAGCGCCUUGCGAAAAGAGAAGUUCCAUGGAAAGAAGAAGUCUUCUACUUGGUACCGCUAAGAAGAUAAUCAGCUCCCUGCUAAUAAUCUUAAUGAUGUACACAUGAGUAGUAUUUCCUCGCUGUAGAGUUCUAUAAUGUCGUUUUCAUUUCCAACAUACAGGUUUCAUGUUCGGGAUAUGUGCCUUCUCAAGCUGUACAGACAGUCGGGUUACAAUAAAUGAACUCUUUGUGUUU
This is a messenger RNA of Cylicocyclus nassatus, 1273 nucleotides long. The record is from the annotation of a GenBank genome assembly. NCBI's taxonomy places the organism in Eukaryota, Metazoa, Nematoda, Chromadorea, Rhabditida, Strongylidae.